Chelonia mydas (Green sea turtle) is the source of this 2519-nucleotide messenger RNA. RefSeq names its product paired box 1 (gene PAX1). NCBI's taxonomy places the organism in Eukaryota, Metazoa, Chordata, Testudines, Cheloniidae. Gene Ontology annotation, biological process: regulation of transcription by RNA polymerase II; anatomical structure development. The transcript has 5 exons. The record is from RefSeq and is a predicted model, not a curated record. Gene Ontology annotation, molecular function: DNA-binding transcription factor activity, RNA polymerase II-specific; RNA polymerase II cis-regulatory region sequence-specific DNA binding. The coding region runs from base 528 to 1607 and encodes 359 amino acids.
GCUCUGGCAGAAGAAUGGGGCUGGGGAGGGGAGCGAAUCCAGCCUUGGGCAGCGAAGCCCCGCUGCAGACAGCUGUGUCGCUCGCCCUGUUGCUACAGGAGCAGUUGAGGGAGAGGAGGGCGGAAAGGGGGGGAAAGUCCCGCAGAAGAAGCAGCCCUCUGCCAGUUCGCAAGGCCGGGAACCAAUGAAAUGCCAACUCCGGCGUGACCACCGAGAUUGACGUGGAAGACACGUCAAAUUGAUCUGAGCAAACGGCAGGCUCCUGGACGGGCUGAUCCCCCCCCGAUCGGAUGAAGAUCACUUUGGGCGUGAGUCCCCGGCCGCCUUUGAAAGUGCUCCGGCCGCAGCCGCGGAGAGACGGGCCCGGAGCAAGGGCAGCCCGCCGCGGCUGGGUUUGUCUCCGGAGGAGCCUGGCUGGUGCUCGCAGGCAGCCCCCCUCUAUGCAUCCGCGCCUGCCUCGGGGAAGAGGGAGCCCGCGGCGCGGCUAGCGAGCAGCCGAUCGCGCACGGCGCGGGUCUCUGCGGGCGAUGGAGCAAACCUACGGCGAGGUGAACCAGCUGGGAGGCGUCUUUGUCAACGGGAGACCCCUGCCCAACGCCAUCCGCUUGAGGAUCGUGGAGCUGGCCCAGCUCGGGAUCCGACCCUGCGACAUCAGCCGCCAGCUGCGGGUCUCUCACGGCUGCGUGAGUAAAAUCCUGGCCCGCUACAACGAGACGGGCUCGAUCUUACCCGGAGCCAUCGGCGGGAGCAAGCCGCGGGUCACCACCCCCAACGUGGUGAAGCACAUCCGAGAUUACAAGCAAGGCGACCCGGGGAUCUUCGCGUGGGAGAUCCGAGACCGGCUGCUGGCGGACGGGGUGUGCGACAAGUACAACGUGCCCUCCGUCAGCUCCAUCAGCAGGAUUUUACGGAACAAAAUCGGGAACCUCUCCCAGCCCAGCCCCUACGACAGCACCAAGCAGCCUCCCCCCCAGCCAACGCUGCCCUAUAACCACAUUUACCAGUACCCCUACCCCAACCCCAUGGCCUCCUCUGGGACCAAAAUGGGCCAUCAUCCGGGCGUGCCGGUCACAGCUGGACAUGUCAGUAUCCCCAGAUCCUGGCCCUCGGCGCAUUCGGUCAGCAACAUCCUCGGUAUCCGGACCUUCAUGGAGCAAACAGGGCCUCUGGCUGGGACAGAGGGGUCUGCCUACCCACCCAAAAUGGAAGACUGGCCCAGUGUGAACAGAACGGCCUUCCCUCCCGCCCAGGCAGCCAAUGGGAUUGAUAAAGCUGCAAUGGAAGCGGACAUUAAGUACCCCCAGCCUGCCCCUGGCCUUUCCAGCUUCCUCCCAGCCUGCGCCUACCCCUCUUCCAACCAGCACGGGGUUUACGCUGGCCCCGGGGCGGGCUACAUCACCCCCGGCCAUCACUGGCAGGCGCAAAGCAGCCCCCUGGCGCACCACGGGCCCGGAGUGACGGUCCCCGGAGGAGAGCUGGGCAGCGCCAUGGCCUUCAAGCAUCCCGCCCGAGAAGUUGUGGACAGAAAACCUUCCAGUCCUGUAGGCAAACCUCAAGAAACCCUAAAUAAUAUACAUGGACUUUCUAUCCCAGCCUCAUCUUCCUAGAGCUUGCAGUGACUCAUCAGAGAGAGAGAGAGAGAGUUUUGGAUCAAACACCUGCAACUUCGAAAAUAAAACAGAACCUAGAAGCACAACUGCAUUCAAAGAGGUGCCUUUGGAGAGGAAGAGGCUGUAUUUGAAAGAAGCCCAGGCAAUAAAAAGAGACAAUGACUUUUUAAUGCACAAGUGAAUGAGAUCUGGACAUUCAUUGACCCUGUGCCUUGAGUGAGUGAUUUCCUCAGUCAAGUUGGAAAGUGAUGAUGGGAGAGAAUUUUUCUUUCUUUCUUUCUUUCUUUCUUUCUUUCUUUCUUUCUUUCUUUCUUUCUUUCUUUCUUUCUUUCUUUCUUUCUUUCUUUCUUUCUUUCUUCCUUUCUUUCUUUCUUUCAGACAAGAGACCUCUGGAUAUAAAGCAGUCACAGAUUUUUCACAACCUACUACCACUAUUCAUUGCUUACAAUGCCAUAGACUUUAUUCUGAUGUCUCUAGAGAAGAGGAUUCAUUCAGUGUCUCCAAGGCCUUAGCCCAAGGAUGUGUGCUCUGAACCGGUUUCUGCCCGUGGAUAAUGUCUCUCUCCCAGACUGUAAAUGGACAAAUACGCAGCAACAUUUUAUGAUAUAUUUUUAUAAUAACAAACCUUAAUAAAAAGUGACUACAACCGAUGUGCAUGUUUGGAUUCCUUCCCUGGGGCCCGUGUCUUCUCUUUGCAUAGCAGCAGACCGUGGCCUCUAGUCAUGCAGUUCUCCUCCAAUCCACUGGAGCCUCAAGUGCCCUAUUUCUGCUUCUCCUGAAGAAGCUUCACCAAAAGUGACAUCUUCCCAUGCCCUUUGUCCAAUGUGCUGCUGGAAGCAGCUAGCUGUUAGACUCUUCCUGGGGCCAGUUCUAGACUGUCUCUCUAAAACGAGUCUCUUUGCGUUCAUU